Molecule: messenger RNA, 6175 nt
Organism: Macrosteles quadrilineatus (aster leafhopper)
Lineage: Eukaryota; Metazoa; Arthropoda; Insecta; Hemiptera; Cicadellidae
Product: LMBR1 domain-containing protein 2 homolog
Exons: 12
Coding region: 148-2094 (648 amino acids)
Cellular component (GO): membrane
Source: RefSeq, a predicted model, not a curated record
UACAUUAGAAAAACUAGAAAAAAUGCAGACUGAAGCAGAAAAAAAGCUUAAAGAACAACAGGGCAAGGAUGACACAAAUGAUAACUAAAUGAGAGUAGUUAUAGUAAAACUGCUUGACACAUUUUUUUGUAGAUACUAUUUACCAAAAUGACGAUAGGACCAUUUGUCACCGAUAUUGUCCUAACAUUUUGUUUGGCAGCAGGACUUUUGUACCGGUAUGGUAACUGGCAACAACACAAUAUUCUUGUGACGUUAGCUGUUCUUAUAGCAUGGUACUUUUCGCUGCUGAUUAUCUUUGUCCUUCCUCUUGACGUUUCAACGACUGUAUUUCGACAAUGUGUAAACGAAAAUAUGAUUCAAAACUCAACCAAUGGCACCAGUUCGACACCUCGCUCAGAUAAUUUGGUGAUGUGUGAAGAACCUUGGAGCUAUGUCCCAGAAGAUGUCUUGCCCAAUCUAUGGAGGGUCGUUUACUGGACUUCUCAGUUCCUGACAUGGCUUGUCUUGCCAUUGAUGCAGUCAUAUGCCAAAGCUGGAGAAUUCACAUUCCAAGGAAAACUGAAGUCUGCUCUAGUGGAUAAUGCCAUCUACUACGGCUCCUAUCUCUUUUUGUGUGGAGUUUUACUCAUUUACAUUGCUAUGAAACCAGGGCUUCAUCUUGAUGGUCCUAAACUGAAAGCAAUUGCGUCUUCAGCCAGCAACACCUGGGGCCUGUUCUUGCUUGUGCUGCUACUAGGCUAUGCUCUGGUGGAGAUACCUCGCAACCUGUGGCACUCCUCGUCGUGUCAGUACACACUGAACCACGCCUACUUCAAAGCGGCCAAGCUGUCAGCUGACAAGUGUGAAGCAGAGGACUCCUUGGACGACACACUUGAGUCUGUUCAGUCCAUAUCAAACUACAUCCGGCCUGGAGACACCCUGUACACCCAUCUGACGACGAUCCUGCAUAAGAUACCUGCGGAGAUGAGGCAGAGCAUGAAGCGGAGGCAGAGAAGUCAUGAAGAACACGGAGACGUGCCGAGUCUCAAGGCUCUCGUGAGACUACACAAACAGUUAAUCAAAGCCUUGCAGACGUACAGACGAUGUGAGACACAAUGGGAACUUCUCGUUGAUAGGAUCAUCCUUCAAGAGGAUAUUGCUCGCAACCAGAUGUCUCGAGAUCACAGGUUCAAACCUACCUUUCCAAAAACUCAAUCUCCCUUGGCAGCAGCAGUUUUCAAUCCAACUCUUGAAUGGUACUGGCGGUGUGUGGUACAAGGAUACUUGCUGAAAACCGCAGCUGUCUUGUCUGUGAUUCUGUCUGCGACUGUUGUUUGGUCAGAAGUGACUUUCUUCAACAAGAAACCAGUUCUUUCAAUCUUUGCAAACUUUCUCAACAUAGCACGAUCCAGCUACGACUAUCUGACAAUUGAGCUGCUGUCUACAGUGAUAAUUGCGUACUUGUGUUUCUGCGCGUACUCUACUAUUCUGAGGAUACGAGUUCUCAACUAUUACUACCUGGCCCCUCACCAUCAGACCGAUGAACACAGUCUCAUAUUUUCUGGGAUGAUGGUAUGCCGACUGACUCCUCCUCUAUGUCUCAACUUCCUGGGUCUCAUACACAUGGACAGCCACAUCAUUAAGAACAACAACAUGGAGACGUAUUAUACACAGGUGAUGGGACAUAUGGAUGUAGUGUCAAUUAUUUCUGAUGGAUUCAACAUUUAUUUUCCGAUGGGGAUACUGGCAUUUUGUUUGGCCACUUACUUCAGCAUUGGAUCUCGGCUUCUCUCAUUGGUUGGCUUCCAGCAGUUCUUGGACGACGACGAGUUGACCUCUGAUUUGAUGGAGGAAGGGAAGGAGCUCAUCAGUCGAGAGAAACGACGGCGUCAAAGGCAUGAAGAGUACGCUGGGAGGAGAAAGAACUACCAGAGACCUAUCAGCUCCAACAAUGGAGGCUUCACACAGCAGAGGACUAGAGAAGACUCCCACUCCAACCUGUUGGCUGCUGCAGAGCCAAUCGACACCUAUCACAGCAAUGAUGAUUCCUUCACUCAAGACUUCAUCCCUACACGAGUUGGAGACCCUCCGCGAGGCCUGUUUGAUGAUAUAUAAACAUUUAUGUUAGGCUUACUAGGAUCUCAUGUACAGUUAAUGUAAGUUGGGUUGAUGGUGGAUUUUGUAUAUUCAGAACUUAAAAAGUAACCUUGUGCAAUUAUGUUGCUGAGACAUUAAAAAUGUCAGAUUUUAUAACCGGUUGAUAGUGUAAUGUAAGUAUAGGUGCCAUUGGCAUUGCAAGUAGAUAUAUUUGUGUAGAUUAUAUUGAGAAGUGUACUCGUAGGAUUUACUAAGUAUUGCCUAAAAAACUGAUUGAGGUAGUUUUCAAAGUAAAGGGGUUUCAAGGCUUUUUGAAAGCAAAUGUUUUAAAAUUUAUAUAGUUUUUGUGUGAUAAUAAUGACAUGGUCUUAACAUAAAUAUUUAUUGACUAAGGUAAUUCCAAUUGCUUCUGAAUUUACUUCAAACAAAAAGUUAUAGGAAUUAAAUUAUUAAAAUCAGUGGCAAACUAUUUUGUUAGUUAGUCAAUCGGUCCUGCACUUGUUUUAUUUUAACAACUUAUUAUGUUGGUGUACAGUAUCCAGCCAAAAAAUAUACAGAUGUAGAUAGUUCUUCGAUGCUAAAUGCCAGUGUAUGUACCACUUUACUGACACUUGAAAUUUUGUAUGAUAUUACCGCAGUUCACAGCUAGUGCCACCACACAUGUUUCUUAUUUAUGACUUCUUUUGUGAUAUUAAUUUAUCUUUUUAAAGAAUCACGUCUAUCACAAAUUUUACAUUCUUCAUGACUAUAAGGAUGGGGAGUAGGUGCUUACAAUGUUAGCAUUAUAGUUUCCAGGAUUUUUGACAGUACAUUUAACACCUCUCAUGAGCCAAAUACCACAUUACCAGCAACAAAUUUACAGAGAACCCAUAACACUGUUUAAUAUAAACCCAUACUAUUUUAACACAACUUUUUUUACAGAAUUUUCUAUUUUUAUUCAAAAGGUAAAGUUUUUAAAACUUCCCAAUAUUAGUUGUGGGAUUGCACAGUGCCGGAUUUAGGGUACUGGAGGCCCUAGGCCAAAUUACUUGAGCGGCCCUCCCCCUCCCCCUGUGGUGGAAAUUCUUUGCAAUCGCGGAAAUAAUCGUGAAUAUCUCUUAUGCAUCAAGGGGACAUCAUCAUUGACACCCGUGAUCGUGGAUGAAAUCGUGGACAUCUCUCCUAAAUCAAGUCAAAGCCAUCAUAGGUAUCCGAGAGCACGGCAAAAUCAUGAACAUCCCCCACGGGCUGCAACAAAGGGACAUUAUCACCGUCACCCGCGACCACAGUAAAAUCGUGAACAUCUCCCGCGGGCCGCAAUCACGGGGACAUCAUCAUCGACACCCACGGCCGGGGCGAAAUCGUUAACAUCUCCAGUGGGCCGCAAUCACAGGGACAUCAUCAUCAACACCCACGGCCGUGGCAAAAUCGUUAACAUCUCCCGCGGGCCGCAUUCAUGGGGACAUCAUCAUCGACACCCACGGCCGCGGCAAAAUCGUGAACAUCUCCCGUGGGCCGCAAUCACAGGGACAUCAUCAUCAACACCCACGGCCGCGGCAAAAUCGUGAACAUCUUCUGUGGGCCGCAAUCACGGAAACAUUAUUAUGGUCACCUGUGAUCGCAGCAAACUAAUGGUUAAACAAAUUAUUUUUUUAGCCUAUCUAAAAAAAUUGUUGUGCAAUCCUCUGCGGCCCCCUCUUGCUUGCGGCCCUAGGCCGCGGCCUAAUCGGCCUAGUGGUAAAUCCGGCACUGGGAUUGCAAUGUACCUGUCCAAACCUGUGUAGUAUUUAUUAUGUAGCUUUGAUCAGAGCCUACUGAAGAAAUUCAUAUUAUUAUUAUUCCUUUUUUAAGUGUUCCAUAAGAGUCCAAGGUUAAUUUACCAAACUCCAAUUGAUAUUACCGAGCCCUCUCUGUAAAGAAAGACCUUCUUGUCAACAAAGAGACCAGAAACCAGCUGCUGACUGUGUGGUGUUGCAAACAAAUCUUUUCCAACAAUGUUUUGGAACAGAUCGUAUAAAUCAGUGAAAAUGGACACUCAUAUAGUUUUUUGUGAGAGAGUAUUUUUUUAUGAUUUCGGCUGUUGUAUAUUUAGCCUGACACUAUAAUAUAUCACACAUUAAAAAAGUUAUCAUUGAAAAAAUAUAUAAAUUGUGAAGGCAUGUAGUCUAAUGUUAUUGUAAAAUUUUUGGGAGAUUAUGGGGAGAAUGUUAUGGUUAAGUUAAAGGAUUUAGCAUAAUAUUUUUAACACGUAAAAAAGUAACUUGUGUACAGUGUGUUCAUUGGGAUAUACAAGGGCUAGUGACAGAAUAUUGACUUAGUCUUGCUCUACCUCUGUGCAACAGGGGCAUGUAGAUAGUGCUUGUGUAUCCUAUAUCUCUGAACCACACACGCGUGUUUAUGUAAGAUAAUACUUGAACUCUUCUCCAGUGUUGUACAGUACAUAGUAUAAUUUAGUUUAUGGCUGUGCUUUUGUUUAUAAUGAUUUAUUUAUUGUUGUCUACUGUUUUUAAUUGGAAACUUUUUCUGGAUUUCAAAUUUACCGAUGAAUUAUAUUAUACUAGCAGAGUACCCGUCCUUCGUACGGGGUUGGCAUGUAAGUAUAAAUGCUUAUUGCAGUUAUGGGAGAGGACACGGUUUAAGAAAAUUUGGUCUUUUAAUUUAUACGGUAUCCUAUAGUGUAGCACACAUCUACCAUAGCCCUAAUGUUCUACCAAUACACCUAAACCAUGGAAAAAAGUUAAGUUCUCUUUGUGUACCAUAACUUUCUGUUGCUAGUUGGUUCAAAUUAGCUGUGGUCAUAAAUGCAAAAACAUAAUAGUGCUGCACCCUGUUGGUAAGCCUCAUAACUUUUUAAUGCUAUUUAAUAUCAUAGAACCAACUUGUGAAGUUGAAUCGGCUGACAAAAUUCUUUAAUUUCUUUAAAUAUCAAUACUCUUAAGGUUAACAUGCGAAACUCCAGAGCCAGAGCCACUGGGGCGGAGCUUGAAAGGAUUUUUGAUGUAAGAAUAUGUCUAAAUGUUAAUCGGGAAUGUCAUCUAUCAUCAUACCAAAUUUCAACCUUGUCGGUUUAGUAUUUUUCGUGUUUACUUAUCACAAACAUCCAUCCAUCCAUCCAUCCAUACUAGGGGUCUGCGGGACAGAAAAUUUAAGGUCGGUACGGUUCGGUACGGUACAAUAUUUUGUACCUCGGUUCUCGGUACAAAAUCGGUACGGUACGUGGCUACCCGUAUUUUUGCGGUUUUCUUCUCAGAACUGUUUAAACCAUUAUUUUUAACUUUAAUACAUAGACAUUACUAUGAAAAUGGAUAGUAUCCUACAUUCAUGGUCUUCUCACAACAAUUACUGUACCACAUAUUAUUAAAACAAAACCUUUUACUACUACGAGGAUUGUGUAAAGAAAAAUCACAGUUAAGAUAAAGGCUUUACCUAUUUUACUCUGAGAUACUUUGAAUAGCCAUGAUAAAGUGGUUUAAAAAAAAGGAUACGAGUUUUUAUGAAUAAACAUGUUUGAAACAUUUAUUGACAAGAUAAUUUCACAAAACUGGUAAAUUAUUUCCAACCAACACAAUGUCUAGUUGUUUUUUUAAAUUUUUAAAAACAUAUAAAAGCAUUCAGUACGAAGACAGUGUAGUUUUGCCAGCUGUUCACAGCAGAUGAGAAUGAAAAACUGGAGGUUAUGAUGAAGUAAUGGCAAAGAGCAUUUUUUUAUCAGCUUCAAAACUAGUUAUAAGUUCAAACCAUUCUUCAUAUCCAAUGAAAUCCUUACCCUACCAUCCCUCUACAUUCUGGAAACCAUCAAAAUUUUGAAACUCAACAACCCAAAAGUCAGAAAUGAUUGCCACAAACUUAAUUUAAGAAACUCGAAACUUACCUAUAAUGUUCAGCAACACAGACUUACUAAAACUAGUAAAAAUCCUCAAAUAAUAGGGUCAAAGUUAUUUAAUAUGUUACCAGAGAAUUUAAAACUAAUCCACAAUGACAAAACUUUCUUGAAAAAUCUAAAACAAUAUUUGCUAAACAAACCAUACUACGACCUAAAUGAAUUUUACGUAGAUCACAGCAUCUACAAUAGACUAAACCAUUAAACUGCUCACAACCUACACUAAUACACAAAUACACA